Messenger RNA from Prorocentrum cordatum, 3501 nucleotides. NCBI's taxonomy places the organism in Eukaryota, Dinophyceae, Prorocentrales, Prorocentraceae. The record is from the annotation of a GenBank genome assembly.
AGAUGGCGCCUCCUACAGCUGCGCCAUCGGGGGGCGGCGGGUGGACGCGGGCUCGCCGGAUGGCGGGCCUUGCCGGCGGCGGCCCGGCGGGCCCCUGAUUCGGAGGCCUGCGGCGGUGCCAAGGGCAUGGCACCGGGUCGGCCCCGGUGAGGAGCGGACGCUGGCCCCUGCGCGGGCAUGGCACAGGGCAAGCGCCGCAAGAUCGACACCCUGGGGCAGGGCGGCGUCGGCAACACGCUGCUCCUGCAGGGCGUGGAGUUCGCCUCGAAGGUGCCGCUCUUCUCCACGCUGGCGCCCUCGGAGCUGCCGCUCGUGGCGGGCGCCUUCUCCGUGGUGGAGUACAAGGAGGACGAGGUGAUCAUCAAGCAGGGCGACCCCGGCCGGGAGCUCUUCAUCAUCGAGAGCGGCAGGGUGGCGGUGAACGUCCAGUGGCCGUGGCUGGAGGACCCCGUGCGCGUGCAGGAGCUCGAGGAGGGAAGCUACUUCGGCGAGGAGGCCUUGCUCAGUGGAGCUCCGCGCAGUGCCAGCCUGGUGGCGCUGGAGGAGCCCAGCAUGCUGGACUGCAAGCUGUGGGUGUUGGAGCGUUCGGACUUCGAGAACCUGGGCCUGCGGCACAGGCUGCACUUCAGGAAGAAGCAGGCCGUGCACAUGGGAAGCACCGACGAGGAGAACGAACAUGCCGACUACCAUGAGGACAAACAGGAGAAGACCGAUGCGCAGAGGGAGCUCCUCAGGGCUGCGUUUAUGAAGCACGAGAAUGUGGGGCCGCUGCUGGCGUACUUGAGCGAGGCCGACGUCGACGCCGUGGUGGAGAGCGCGCGGCCGCUCGAGGUCGAGUCUGGGAUGGAAAUCAUGACGCAGGGGGACACCAAGAUGGUGCUGUUCUACAUCGUCGAGGAGGGCGCCUUCGAGGUUUUCCGGGACGGGAAGAGCAUCAGCAUGCUCGGACGGGGACAGUCGUUCGGUGAGCUGGCGCUGCUGGUGCUAGAGCCCUGCGCCGCCACCGUUCGCGCGACCACCGCCUCGAAGCUGUGGGCGAUCCCCCGCCAGACGCUGCGGGAGGUCCGCAAGGCUCCCCUCAGGCAACGCGUCGAGGAAUACGUGAAGGUGCUGGGCAAGACCCAGCAGCUGCAGGACGCCUGCCGAGAGAAGCUGGCAGAGGUCCUCACAGAGAUGACCUUCAGCAAGGACGAGUAUAUCAUCCGGCAGGGGGAAGAAGUCCGCAGCUUUUUCGUGCUGUACGACGGCCGGGUCUCCAUGUACGUCGACGGCCAGCAGGGGUCCUCCCGGGAGCUGUGCGGGGACCCCAACUCCGGGGCCACCGAGUUCUUCGGGGAGCGCGCGCUCGUGGGCGACGAGACCUCUCCCGCCUCGGUGCGCUGCGUGAGCGACAGGGUGGUUGUGCUCGCCCUGGAGAGGCAGGACUUCCUGCGGGUGAUGCGCAGGUGUCAGCCGUCCUUCCUCCCUGCCGAGGCCACGACGGCUAGCGCAGACACCAAGGGCAAGCUCAAGGGGAAUUUGAUGGAGUACAGCCUGGACAGGUUGCAAGAGGUGGCGCUGCUGGGGUGCGGCAGCUACGCCAGGGUGAGCCUGCAGAGGGACAGGGAGACCGGAAGGUUCUUCGCGCUGAAGGCGCUGUCGAAGGGGCGGAUCCUCCAGAGGCGACAGGUGCGGCAGGUGCAGACGGAGAGGCUGGUGCUGAAGACUACCAACAGCCCAUUCCUCAUUCGCCUGGCAGCCACGUGCUCCCGCCCACGAGCAAUGGAGGCCUUCGGAGCUGUUCAGUAUCACGUUCCUGGGGCGCCGCUGCUUCAUGAACGACUCGUGUUGGUAGAGCCUGGGGCUGGCACAACGAUCAGCGUGCUGAGUCCAGAUGGCGGCAACUACGAGGAAGGUUGGAUCCAGGGGCCCGACAUCGCGUGGUUCGGGCUGAUGGCUGGAGGCGCGUGCGGCGUCCAGGCACUGGCGGGCCCUAGAGGGCUAGCGGUGCCCGUGUAUCGCUUGAGGAACGUGCCGACGCCCGCGAGGCGCGGCGGCCGCCGCGGGCGGUGCCCCGGCUGCAGGCCCUCCAGCGGUACUUGCGCCGGUGGCCGCGCCAGCAGUGCAGCCCCACCGCCCCCUGCCAUCGGCGUCGGUGGCGUGCUGGUGCCGGUGAGAGGAGCCCUCAUUGUCGCUGCGCCUGGAGGUGCUCAUGUGCCGACGGUCGACAUCCGCGCCCAGUCUCUUUCGCACGACGCCUCGGGCGCUCGCUUUCGAGAGUUUCGCCAUGUAUUCGUGGGGGUGGCCGAGACAUCCGCCAACGACUUGCUCGUCCGGGGACCACGCACUACCCUACGGCUCUGUCGCUUCAUGGCGGCUAACGGCCAGACGCCGCUUGGGCGGCAUGCCCGGUGGAAGGCCGAGGCCAAAUUACAGAACGACGACGGUGGAGUCGAGAAUCAUUUGAUGUGCUGUCAGAUGUUGGAGAGUAUGGCCACGCUCGAUCAGCUGAACCUGCCAGACAUUGCAGGAGAGUCCAGCAGUAUCGUGACUGGGCCAACGACGGGCGGGAGGAUCCGCGUCAUUUUCGAUGCCCGCGCUUGCAAUUACUCUUUCAAGGACCCCCUCUCCGCCAGGCUGCCGACGGCCUUGUCUCCCAAUCAGGUGGAGAUCGACGGGCCAGCCUUCGUGGCCACAGGUGGCAUCUAUGCCGAACUUUACAGGCCAGGGCUGCUCUGGCGACUUCGCGCGGGCGGGGGGCCUCCGACAUGUCAGGCAAGCUCGAGAAGGAGCGACCCACUCGACCCGAGAUGCCCAUCCGUAACCUCGGGCUUCCAGUGGGCGAGCGUGCUGGAGAAUAUUGCCGCGGGGCCUGGGGCCGUGUCGCUGUGCCAGAGGGCGCUGCUGUCGUGUCCGAUGCACUGCCAGAUGAUGCAGCUGACGUGGGGCACCGUGGCGGAGUUGGACACGAUGGCCGCGCCGCGCCUCCCGCUGCCGCGUCUGGCGGCUUUGGCCAUCGCGGGCGGGGUGAUCGUGAUCGGGCUCCCCAGGAUGGCCGCCGUGGCUGCAGUCUCUCACGCUUGCUACCUUCGCCGCGUCGAGGGCUUCGACUGCGAGCUGUGCCGCGAGGCGUUCGCGGCGGUAGCCGAGGGCCUGGGGCUGGGGCCUCUCGACCCACGCCCAUAUCAACUUCGACGCGGAGGCGCUUCGGAAGACCUGGCAUCUCAGCGACGGACUCCAGAGCAAGUCAUGCGACGCGGGCGGUGGGCCACCGCCGCCACCUCCCUGAAGCGAUGCGGGAAGGAGACCAAGCUGUCGAGGGUGAUCAGCCAGAUUUCCCACUCCGUCUUCAGCAUCGGCAGCGAGAUGCCCCAGGAUUUCAGCCGAGCCCUCCGGAGCGGCGUCGGGGCCCGCCGAGGGCAGCUCCCCAUGCUGGUGCUGCUGGAGACUGGAGUUCGGCGAGAGGCAGCUGGGGUCCCCGUCGAUCUCCCGAGCCAGGUCCCUGCCCUGCGCCCCGGGUGA